Lagenorhynchus albirostris (white-beaked dolphin) is the source of this 2919-nucleotide messenger RNA. Its product is annotated as A-kinase anchor protein 11-like. NCBI's taxonomy places the organism in Eukaryota, Metazoa, Chordata, Mammalia, Artiodactyla, Delphinidae. The record is from RefSeq and is a predicted model, not a curated record. The transcript has 6 exons. Gene Ontology annotation, cellular component: cytoplasm. The annotation marks the transcript as partial. Gene Ontology annotation, molecular function: protein kinase A binding. Gene Ontology annotation, biological process: intracellular protein localization.
AAGAGCAGAUCAACAAAUCAGAAGAGCUUCAGUGAAGAUGUGUUCCAGUCCGUAAAGUCUUUAUUGCAGAGUGAGAAGGAGCUAUGCAGUGUAUCAGCAGAGGACUGUUUGAAGCAGGAUGAACAUGCCAGUUUGACUGAGGUCACAUUUCUAGGUUUUAAUGAAGAAACAGAUGCUGCUCAUAUACAGGAUUCAGCUGCAGUUUCUUUGGAACUCCCAGAUCUUCUGAAUUCACUGCACUUCUGCAGUCUAAAUGAAAAUGAAAUUAUUUGUAUGAAGGAUAUAAAUAAAUCAUCAGAUAUAAACACUGGUCCUCUAAACCAGAGUCAUCAUCCUGGAAUGCUUUGUGUCAUGAGAGUGUCAUCUACAUUACCAAGACUCAGAAUUGAUUUUCUCUUUAGUCUCCUAAGUAAAUAUGCUAUGGGUAUAAGGUACACCCUGGACACAUGUUUGCAUCAGAAGUGCCAGCUUGAGGCCACUGAUGAAGAUGAUGACGAUACUAACCAGUCAGUAUCUUCCAUCGAAGAUGACUUUGUCACUGCCUUUGAGCACUUAGAGGAUGAAGAGGCUUCAAAGCCAUAUAAUGAUGGAAUAAACAUCACUGCACUAAGGAGCCAGUGUGACGCUGCUUCACAGACUAUUUCUGGUCACCGUUUAGAAACCCAUGAUUUCAGGGUUCUGGUUGGCUCUGGGUGGCAGAAGUCAUUGGCUAAACCUUCUGCUUCUUUAAUAAGUAUUCUGGGACAUAAAGAACUGCCUUCUGUGAAAGCUUCAGUCACGACAUCAGUUUCUGAGCCUUGGGUCCAAAGGAGUUUCUAUAGGUCCUCUGCUGCUUCAGAUAAAGAUAGUGAUGCUGAUGUGCAGAAACAGUUGUUCUCUUCUUCUCCUGCCUACUCGUCUGAGUCUGAAUGCUCAAGUCCAAGUCCUGUUAUUUUCUUGGAUGAAGAGGGAUAUCAAAAAAGUUUAAAAGCAAAACUUGAGUUACCUAAAAUUCCUGUGAUGAAGGAUGAUAUUGAGGAUUCAGACUCAGAAGUAAGUGAGUUUUUCGAUAGUUUUGAUCAGUUUGAUGAACUAGAACAAACUUUGGAGUCUGCUUGUCCAUUUCUAAAAGAUCCUGCCGUAGGGAAGCUGUCACACAAAAAAGGGCACAAACAUGAAAAAUUGUGUUCUGUAACCACUACUAUGAAUCCUCAGAAAUUCAAGUUUGAUCGUCCAGCUCUCCCAGCUAAUGUUAAGAAGCCAACUCCUCGUAAACCAGAAUCCCCUUACAGUCACCCGUGUGAUGCUCCAGAUUCUCCCCGCCCAGUGAAGGCAUCAGGGGAAGACAGUGGUUUGUUUAGCCCUAUUCGAUCCUCUGCUUUCAGUCCUCUUGGAGGCUGUACCCCUGCUGAAUGUUUUUGCCAAACAGAUAUUGGUGAAGAUAGGAUUCAUGAAAAUCAUGAUUCUGUUUAUUAUACCUAUGAAGAUUACGCAGAUAGCCUUUCAUGUGACGUACUGGGCUCGGUUCUUUAUACCCAACAUACAAAUGCAACAUCCAGCAUUAAUAGUAUUAAAAAGGGAGAAAAUAAAAUGGUAGCUCUUAAGUGUGGAAGCCUUGAUCAAAAAAGUAAAUCUAAAAAUAAAUCCUCGGUGAUUAAGGAUAGCAUUCAGAAGUUUGCAGCAGAUCUUGUGGAGAAAAGUUUUGGCAGUGCAUUUAAAGACUUACAGAAAGGAGUCUUUUCAUGUACCAAUGCUUUGUGCCAAUUAGCCAUGAAAUUGACAUCAUCCGUUUUUCAGAUGGCAUUUAAUGAACUGAGAAGGCAGCGUGCGUUUUCGUUGAAAGAACGUGCCAUUAGUGGUCUGGCUAACUUUUUGGUGAGUGAAGCUUUUGCAAAUGCUCUAAAAGAUUUACAGUAUGUAAAGAAGCAGAUCUUCACAAACACUGUUGCUAGGUUUGCUGCAGAUCUUGCUGAAGAACUUGUUUUUGAAGGCAUCAUGGAAGUGUGUCAGUUUUCGUAUCCUCCAACACCUGCAACUCCACAGCGUCGGUCAUUUGACUAUGAAGACAAAGUAGUGAAGUCCUAUGCAAAAGAUUUGUCUGAAUCUGUAAUACAGGAAGCGUUCAUUGAGCUGUCUCAAGUUGACGUGACCUUCACAACAAAGGCAGCAGUCAGUGUUUCCACAGAUAACAUUAAGUAUGUGAGUGCAGAAAAUGUAGUGCCACCGACACAGACUUCUACAUUUUCCCCUACUUUCAAUGGUCAAACAAUUAUGGUGACAAAACCAAUACAGGAAUAUAAAAAGGAAUACACAGUACAACAGGCCUUAUUUUGUACUUCUGGAAUUGUUACUUCUAUACCAGUGCCCUUGGCAGGAGGUGCCCUUCUCCCAUAUCAUAUUUCAUCUAAUAUGUAUCAGGCAAAGUCUCAUCCAUCAUCUGAUGAUAGUAGUUUGAAUGGUGGUUCUACCCAAGCAGGGGUUGGCACAAAACACAAAGAAGAGGAGGUAGCUUGUCUCAGGAAUAUUUGUUUACCUUCAGAACACCAUCCGGGUAACCAGAAUGAUGUUAAACCAACGAAUGAUGAUAUUGAAAUGGAAAGCUCUUCAAAAGUAACAAGUGAUCCUGUGAUUAUUAGCAAUUUUUCUGUGGCAGUGGUGCAUGCAAUAGUAAAUGAAACUUUAGAUUCAGUGGCGUCAUUCAAAGUUACAAAAACAAUGGAUAAACACAAAGAUUGUUUAACUAAAACAGUGAAGGGAAAAGCCCCUCCUUUUCACUGUGAUCAAGCAACACUGCAACAGAGUGAGGCUAGCAAGAAGGACAUGUUUGCUGACCGAUUAUCUAAAUCUGUUGUUAAACAUUCCAUAGACAAAAGCAAAUCAGUGAUCCCAAAUGCAGAUAAAAAUGGACUCCACAAGGAAGACUUGCCUGUUCCUGGAGAU